Molecule: messenger RNA, 612 nt
Organism: Vicia faba (fava bean)
Lineage: Eukaryota; Viridiplantae; Streptophyta; Magnoliopsida; Fabales; Fabaceae
Source: the annotation of a GenBank genome assembly
AUGCCUUUACAUACUCCUGAUGAUAUUUUGCAAGAUAUAGCCAUGAUUUUUGUAUUGGGCUUGCCUUGUACACAUCGAGUCGGUCUGACCCAAUACCAAAACCAACAAGCAUACGGCCUCGCUAUUUGUCGUGGAGAUGUAUCGACCUCACAAUGCAAAACUUGUGUUUCAGAAGCAACUAAAGAAAUUCUAAAUCUUUGUCCAUUCAAUAAGGGUGCUAUUAUAUGGUACGAUAACUGCAUGUUCAAGUACUUGGACAAUGAUUUCUUUGGCAAAAUUGAUAAUUCAAACAAGUUCUCUUUAUUGAAUGUACAAAAUGUUGAUGAUCCUAUCAAAUUCAACAACGUUACUAAGGACUUAUUGAGCCUACUUGCUUAUGAGGCUUCUAUGGAUAAGAAAAUGUAUGCGAAUGGAGAGUUGAAGAUUGGAGAAUUAGAGAGAGUUUAUGGACAAGCUCAAUGCACUAGAGACCUGUCUAGUGUUGAUUGUAAGAAGUGUCUUGAUGAUGCAAUUAGUGAAAUUCCAAAUUGUUGUAAUGGAAAAAAAGGAGGAAGAGUUGUUGGUGGAAGUUGUAACGUUAGAUAUGAAAUUUACCCGUUUGUUAGGGAGUAA